AUGAUCCCCACAUUCCUCUUCGCCCUUGUGCCCCUCGUGGCAGCAACGUCGUCCUCGAAACGCGGUCUCGUCUUCACUCCCAACCCCAAUUGGCCCCAGGACAACAAGGUCUGGGUCCAACAGGGCUCCGACCUGACAUGGUACUACAACUACCAGGAGAUCCCCAGCCCGGCCUUCUCGUCAAUACCCCAGGACCGAUUCGAGUUCGUCCCCAUGAUGUGGGGUGUCUCGUCCAACCCUGAAGACACUACAUUCCUCAAGAGCGUCCAGAGCUUGAUCGACGACAAGGGCAUCAACAUCACCCACGCCCUAGGCUUCAACGAACCCGACGGGCCCACGCAGUACGGCGGCAGCAACAUCGCCCCUGCCGUCGCCGCCAAAGCCUGGGUCGCCAACUUCAUCCCUCUCCAGGAGCUCGGCGUCAAGGUCGGCUUGCCUGCCUGCACCGGCGCUCCAGGCGGGCUGCCGUGGUUGAAACAGUUCCUGGGCAACUGUUCUGAGAUUAUCAGCGCGGGGGGGGAUAAGAAGAACUGCACCUACGACUUCCUCCCCGUCCAUUGGUAUGACAACUUUGCCGGUCUUGCCAGCCAUAUCGGCGAGCGCGUUGCCAAUUUCCCCGACACCAAGAUCUGGAUCACCGAGUACGCCUACGCCAACCAGGAUCUUUCCAACGCCCAGGAGUUCUACAACAUGAGCGCCGACUACUUUGAUCGCAUCGACUACAUUGAGCGGUACUCCUACUUUGGCGCCUUCCGUUCCAAGACGAGCAACGUCGGCCCUAACAGUGCUUUCCUCAACAACGACGGCAAGCUUACCGACAUUGGCGCAUGGUACCUGGGAAUGAGCGCUACCGGAGUCAAUCCCCAGUCUGGAAGCAACAGUGCUGCAGCCCGAGGCAGCGCCCCGAUUCUUGCUGCGCUGGCAGCAACCAUUGCCGGUGUUGCAUUCACCCUCACCUCAUGA
Molecule: messenger RNA, 963 nt
Organism: Colletotrichum graminicola M1.001
Lineage: Eukaryota; Fungi; Ascomycota; Sordariomycetes; Glomerellales; Glomerellaceae
Exons: 2
Coding region: 1-963 (320 amino acids)
Biological process (GO): fungal-type cell wall polysaccharide metabolic process
Cellular component (GO): fungal-type cell wall
Source: RefSeq, a predicted model, not a curated record